Molecule: messenger RNA, 1281 nt
Organism: Rhizopus microsporus ATCC 52813
Lineage: Eukaryota; Fungi; Mucoromycota; Mucoromycetes; Mucorales; Rhizopodaceae
Product: MFS general substrate transporter
Exons: 4
Coding region: 1-1281 (426 amino acids)
Biological process (GO): transmembrane transport
Cellular component (GO): membrane
Molecular function (GO): transmembrane transporter activity
Source: RefSeq, a predicted model, not a curated record
AUGGAUAAUUCUUCUACAUUGAUCGAUGAAAAUACACCGUUGGUUCAAAACAAACAAGAAAGACAAGAAUCAUUUAGAGAUCUAAAGGGACAUGUCAAGGCACUAUUAGCUGCUUUUUAUAUGGCAAUGAUUGCUGGUCUUAACGAUGGUACCUUGGGCAGCAUUAUUCCAAGAGUCAAGCAAUACUAUGAUAUUCCAAAUGAAACGAUUUCAUUACUGUUCUUGUGUAGUGCCACAGGCUUCUUUAUAAGUGCAGGAUUUAAUGGUUUUAUUGUUCAUCAUAUCGGACAGCUCAAAGCGAUCUAUCUUGGUGGAACUGUACAGCUGGCAGCCUAUUUUGUACUCAUGAUGGGCCUUCCUUUCCCCAUCAUGGCCUCUGCUAUGGUAUGCUCUGGUAUGGGUAUGGCUCUGAUGGACGCUGCAAUGAACGUAUUUACAGCUAAUUUACCUCUUGCUACUCUUAUGCUCAAUAUCUUGCACGCCCUGUAUGGUGUUGGCGCAAUGAUCAGCCCUUUAGUAGCCACUUAUUUAUUAGAGCAUGAUAUCUCAUGGAAAGGCAUGUAUAUAUUCUUGGCUGUUUGUUCCAUCAUCAACCUCAUCACUAUUACCAUCGGAUUUAUGGGAGUCAAAUUAGACGAAGAGCACGACGAAGAUAAUACAGAUAACCAACAAAGCCGUAAAGCAUUAACAAAAGCAGCUAUUUUACAUCCAAUGACCAUCAUUGGCGCGCUAUAUAUUCUGAUCUAUGUCGGCGAUGAAGUUGUCGUAGGAGGAUGGGGCUAUACCUAUCUAACCGAAGGACGUCAUGGUGAUCCAAUCGCGAUGGGUAGAGUCAUCAGCGCAUACUGGGCUGGUCUAGCAAGUGGAAGGAUCUUGUUAGGUUACCUGGCUGGUAAAUUUGGAGAGAAAUUGAUGAUCACAGUGUUCACCAUGAUGAUCAUUGGUUGCUUGACCGUGAUGUGUAUUUCAGCUGAUGUGGUUCUGAAUUCAUCUGUUAUUAUAUCCAUUGGCUUACUGUUAGGGCCCAUGUUCCCUACAACUAUCUCAUUAGCAUCUAAAGUACUUCCAAGAAGCUAUCAUACUACAGCCAUUGGAUUCAUUUCUGCUUUGGGUGCAGGUGGUGCUGCAUUAUUCCCUUUCAUCACUGGUAUGAUAUCCGGUAGAUUUGGUAUACUAUCUAUGCCCUAUGCUUGUAUCAUCAUGACACUCGGUAUGCUCGUUUUAUGGGCAAUGAUUCCCUCUGAUAAACCCUUUUUUGGUUAUUUUCAAAAAAACAAGUAA